CUCGAAAUAAAUUUGGCAACAAACGGAUAGAAUUGCGAAGUUAAAUUUUGAAUUGACUGCUUCGGUACAAACAACACAAACGUUAAGUUUUUCAAGUCAUUGAAACAUUAAUACAUGCAAGUGAUAUCGUUUAAGGUAUUUGUUAUCAUCUGACUUAUGUGUACAUCAAUUGUUUGUCGUUUGUCAGAACCAUGGAAUCCAAGGGAAUAUUCUUGUUAUAAUCUCAUGAAAAAGAUUGACACACUGGAAAAGAAGCUUAGACAAACGAGCUCCGAGCUGGGAACCAUUACACAAAGACAGUCUGGAAUAUCGACAUUGUUAGAUGAAAGACCAUCGUUCUACCAUGAGAAGUCAUUUACGGUUGAUGAAUUGGAAUCGGGUGGAUGGAAGAUGGUCUUUCGCGCGACAUCUGGCAAUGGCCAGUCCGUGUAUGACGCCUGGGUCAAAGGAACCGGUACCUCUGAUGUCAAACCGCUGACCAUGUCUCGUUCUUUGUCAAGUCACUAUCGCGAUCCUGCCAUUGACACGUGGCACAACUUAGCCGUCAAGUACGUGAAGUUUGCGCUGUAUAAAGGAAAUAGAGAGGUGGCAUACGUUAUUUUUAACGGAAGCGGUUCAUCCAAUAUGGGCUGGUUUACCUCUUCCCGUGUCCUUAUGUCUAGCUGGCCUGGGCUUACGUCGAAUGUACAAUAUAAUAUAUUCUCUGUAGAUGGACACGCAAAUGGAUCAACCUUAAUGCGGCGUUUUCACAUCAACAAAAGUUAUGCGGGAUGCGACAACGACAGGGGUUACGUUGCGGUGAUUGACGGGGGAUCUGCGUGUGCCUGGGACCAGCACCCUAGUUACCCGCAGUUCAUAUACUCGGACAUGAACUCGGACGACUUUUAUAACAGGCGACAGUUUGGGUUGGCGGACUACGUGGUCGUGUUUGUGUACAUAUGAAGCUACUUUGACAGUGAAAUGUAGAAAAAGUAGAUGAAUUUUAUAGUGGUUUUGUGUUGAUUUAUAAUGAAUAACGUCUUGCUUAUUGAUAUCAAUAUACUUUUACUCUUGAAUCUAUGUAAUGUGUAUACAAUUAACAAGUCCCUGCAAUGUGUGUAUGGGGUACACAUAACAAUAAGUUCCAACCUGAAGAAUAAAAUAUGUUACAAAGUAUUAUAAGCUUUCGAAAUUAGUGAUACAUUCCAACGCUAAAAUAAAGUUAACAAAUUUUUAGGCCAUGCAAUACUCAGACCCGAAAAUUGAAACAGCUUCAAUAGCGUUGCAAAUAGACGCAGUAUUGAUUUGAAACAAGCACAGUCUUCAUUUUACUCAUUAGUUGAUGUUUUCCGUUUAGUUUAUUUUUGAAGUGUGAGAAAAAUAUGUAUUACCCUUUACUGACGCAUACAUUGCUAGUUUAUAUGCUUAAAUAAAUAUACCCGAUUAAA
Messenger RNA from Dreissena polymorpha, 1427 nucleotides. RefSeq lists its product as uncharacterized. The transcript has 3 exons. The coding region runs from base 157 to 942 and encodes 261 amino acids. The record is from RefSeq and is a predicted model, not a curated record. NCBI's taxonomy places the organism in Eukaryota, Metazoa, Mollusca, Bivalvia, Myida, Dreissenidae.